GUUUCCGGGCCGCCCUAGUCACGUGACAGGAAGAGGACGCCGCCGCGGUUCCCUGUUGCGCGGCAGCGGCCGGGUCUUUGCGAGCGGCGGCGGUGGCUGCGGCGUUAAAUGGGCUGGAGGCGGAGCCGGAGCCGCUGCGCCCUGAGGAGGAGACACGCCCCUGUCUUUGCGCUCGCCUGCCCGGGCCCCGCGGUAAGGGGGAGUUGGCCCCGGUAACCCCGCUCCGCGCAGAGACCGGGCAGCACCGCCCCCUGUGGCUCUAGCUGCGAACAGCCCCCGCCCCGUGUGUCAGUGCCCGGUCCCCGCCGCGGCGGCGCCGCGCCAGUCUCUCUGGUCUGGAGGGGCGGCCCCGGUGUAGUGACCGCGCCAGGGCUCCGCUCUCCCUGACCGCCAGGCGCCCGGCCACCAGCGGCGUUUCGUCCCCCGCGCCCCGCGCAGUCACGGCGGUGACCGGCACUGAUCCCGGCCGGGCCCCGCGAGCAGAGGCCGGCGCUGCCUGCGGGCGCCUCGCGGCUGUAACAGGUGUCCCCUGGCACCGCGCGCUGGUCGAGGGCCGCGGUCCCCGCCGGGCCAGUCUGACAGCGCUCUGCGCAGUCCGCCUCGCACCUUCCCGCACCAACAAGGAAAAACGAUCUGAGAGAAAAUGACUGCAAUCAAGCAUGCCUUACAGAGGGAUAUUUUCACUCCAAAUGAUGAACGUUUAUUGAGCAUUGUGAAUGUGUGCAAAGCAGGCAAAAAGAAGAGAAACUGCUUUUUGUGUGCCACAGUGACAACAGAACGUCCAGUGCAAGUAAAUGUGGUCAAGGUGAAGAAAUCUGAUAAGGGCGAUUUCUACAAAAGACAGACAGCAUGGGCACUUCGAGAUCUUGCUGUUGUUGAUGCCAAAGAUGCUGUUAAAGAAAAUCCUGAAUUUGACUUGCAUUUCGACAAAGUGUACAAAUGGGUUGCCAGCAGCACAACAGAAAAGAACACUUUCAUUUCAUGUAUCUGGAAACUGAACCAGAGAUAUCUUAGAAAGAAAAUUGACUUCAUAAAUGUUAGUGCCCAGCUUUUGGAAGAAUCUGUUCCAAGUGGAGAAAAUCAGAGUGUAACAGGAGGAGAUGAAGAAGCUGUGGAUGAGUAUCAAGAGUUAAAUGCAAGAGAGGAACAGGACAUUGAAAUAAUGAUGGAAGGUUGUGAAUAUGCCAUUUCUAACGCUGAAGCCUUUGCAGAAAAGUUAUCCAGAGAGCUGCAGGUGUUAGAUGGGGCAAACAUCCAGUCAAUCAUGGCCUCUGAGAAACAAGUGAACAUCCUGAUGACGCUGCUGGAUGAGGCUCUGAAGGAAGUGGAUCAAAUUGAGCUGAAGCUGAGCAGUUAUGAGGAAAUGCUACAGAGUGUAAAAGAGCAAAUGGAUCAGAUCUCAGAAAGCAACCACCUAAUUCAUCUCAGCAACACGAAUAAUGUGAAGCUGCUGUCGGAGAUAGAAUUCCUAGUUAAUCAUAUGGAUUUGGCAAAAGGUCACAUAAAGGCCCUCCAGGAGGGGGAUCUGGCAUCUUCUCGAGGCAUUGAAGCCUGCACUAAUGCAGCUGAUGCCCUUUUGCAGUGUAUGAAUGUAGCUCUUCGACCAGGACAUGAUAUGCUUUAUGCAGUCAAACAGCAACAACAGCGGUUCAGUGACCUACGUGAACAAUUUGCACGGAGACUUGCCAGUCAUCUGAACAAUGUGUUUGUUCAGCAGUUUGCUCAGACCCUUCUUCAGCUCUAUAACAGGUCCUACUAUCUUUCGGUUUCUGGUCAUGACCAAAGUUCCACGCUUGCCCAGCACUCUAUUGAGCUGACAUUACCCAAUCACCAUCCCUUUCACAGAGACUUGCUUCGAUAUGCCAAAUUGAUGGAGUGGCUAAAAAGUACAGAUUAUGGAAAAUAUGAAGGGUUAACAAAGAAUUACAUGGAUUAUUUAUCACGGCUAUAUGAAAGAGAAAUUAAAGAUUUCUUUGAGGUUGCCAAGAUUAAGAUGACGGGCACAACCAAAGAAGGAAAAAAGUUUGCUACACUGCCUCGAAAAGAAAGCGCUGUCAAACAGGAAACAGAGAGUCUUCAUGGAAGUUCUGGAAAAUUGACUGGGUCUACCUCUAGCCUAAAUAAACUCUCCGUUCAGAGUUCAGGAAAUCGCAGGUCUCAGUCAUCCUCACUGUUGGAUAUGGGAAACAUGUCUGCCUCUGACCUUGAUGUGGCUGAUAGAACUAAAUUUGAUAAGAUCUUUGAGCAAGUUCUAAGUGAACUGGAGCCCCUGUGUCUAGCAGAACAGGACUUUAUUAGCAAAUUCUUCAAACUACAGCAGCAUCAAAGCAUGGGAACAACAAUGAAUGAAGUAGAGGAAAUGGAUGGAGGAACUUUAUCCCGGCCUCAUAAUUCUGGUGUUCCACAAGCUAUAUCAUCUGAGAAAGACAUGAUCCGACAGAUGAUGAUAAAAAUAUUUCGCUCUAUUGAGCCAGAGCUGAAUAACCUUAUAGCUCUGGGGGACAAGAUUGAUAGCUUUAAUUCCCUUUAUAUGUUAGUUAAGAUGAGUCACCAUGUAUGGACAGCACAAAAUGUGGACCCAGCUUCCUUCCUCAGCACAACACUUGGAAAUGUUUUGGUGACUGUCAAAAGAAACUUUGACAAAUGCAUUAGUAAUCAAAUAAAACAGAUGGAGGAGGUAAAGAUAUCAAAGAAGAGUAAAGUUGGGAUCCUUACAUUUGUUGCUGAAUUUGAAGAAUUUGCAGCACUGGCUGAAUCUAUUUUCAAAAAUGCAGAGCGUCGAGGAGAUUUAGAUAAAGCUUACAUAAAACUUAUAAGAAGUGUUUUCAUCAAUGUGGAGAAAGUAGCAAAUGAAAGCCAGAAAACACCCAGGGAUGUGGUCAUGAUGGAGAACUUCCACCAUAUUUUUGCAACUCUCUCUCGUUUGAAAAUCUCAUGUCUUGAGGCUGAAAAAAAAGAAGCUAAACAGAAAUACACUGAUCAUCUCCAGUCUUAUGUCAUCUACUCAUUGGGACAGCCUCUUGAGAAAUUAAAUCAUUUCUUUGAGGGUGUUGAAGCUCGUGUGGCACAGGGCAUAAGAGAAGAGGAAGUAAGUUACCAACUGGCUUUCAAUAAACAAGAGCUUCGCAAAGUUAUAAAGGAAUAUCCUGGUAAGGAAGUGAAGAAGGGAUUGGAUAAUCUCUAUAAGAAGGUGGACAAACAUCUUUGUGAAGAAGAAAACUUACUUCAGGUUGUAUGGCAUUCUAUGCAAGAUGAGUUUAUACGCCAGUACAAACACUUUGAAGGCUUGAUAGCUCGUUGCUAUCCUGGAUCAGGUGUUACCAUGGAAUUCACUAUCCAGGACAUCUUAGACUACUGCUCCAGUAUUGCACAGUCUCACUAACUUCUACAAGGGGAAAAGGCUUGAAAAAUAUCAAGUACUAUGAAUGUUACUUGCUUUAACAAGAUGGAAUAAGAAGCAUAUGUAUUCUUAAAUGUUCUAUAAAUGUCUAGUCAUAUUUCCAUCUUGGGAUAUAUUUCAAUGCAGAAUGAAAUGUCUAAAUAGCAGUGUUGCUUUCCUGCCCAGUUGAAGCACUGUUUUAAAGCAUUAAAUUCAUGAAACACUUAAUAUUUAAUUUUUCUCCCACUGGUGCCCUGUUUUUUUUAAAAUUUGUAACUCUUUCUUGCUAACAGCAAUUACCUUUGUAUAUUCUUAGCACCUUGAAAGGACACUACAGUCAUCUGACUUCACACUAGUACUGUGCAUGCUGGUAAUUAUGUAACCGUUAAAAAGAUUGUACAGAAUUAGGUUUUUUUCUGCCUCAAGCUGUAAUAUAUAGAUUUCAGUCAAUGAAAGUACUAACUAAAUUCAUGUUUUGAGAAUUAAUGUCACUGUCUGUGGCUGUAACUCUUCUGAUCUUAAGUAAAAAUAAUCUUUCAAAUAUAAUGUCCUAUAAA
Chelonia mydas (Green sea turtle) is the source of this 3936-nucleotide messenger RNA. It is a transcript of the gene EXOC1, whose product is annotated as exocyst complex component 1. Gene Ontology annotation, molecular function: phosphatidylinositol-4,5-bisphosphate binding. The record is from RefSeq and is a predicted model, not a curated record. Lineage: Eukaryota; Metazoa; Chordata; Testudines; Cheloniidae. The coding region runs from base 644 to 3382 and encodes 912 amino acids. The transcript has 20 exons. Gene Ontology annotation, cellular component: plasma membrane; exocyst. Gene Ontology annotation, biological process: Golgi to plasma membrane transport; exocytosis.